CGUGCUUGCGCGGCAAAACGGCAACACAGGAGUUAUUUAGACAGCCAGGGUUUUAAACAUCAUUUGUACAAUGUUUAAAAUUUUGUAUACAUUGUAGAAGUGCUUCCUACGGGAUGCCGUGAUUUCAUUGCCCCGUCUAGGACCUACUGUGGUGUUUGUCUUCACAAGAGCCUGCGGUGGAAAAAAAAAAAAAAGUGAUGCUUCGAGGCUGGCAGUACCUCUGCAGACCCACCAGAUGGCGACUGUGGGAAGGAUGCCGAGCAGGACGAGAGAGGAAGAACUCCGUCAGGAGGGGUCAGGGCUUCCUGUAUGGACGACCCGUCCGGAACAAUGCGCAUGCGAGGCGGUACUUCUCUGCUGCAAAGGGUUUUUGGGGCUCGGAUGAAAAAAAAGAAAUCCGCGUUAGUAGCAGCCACCGGGUGCAUGCCCGAACGGAGACAUCUCCUGGAGGCCAAUGAAUCACAGACCUUGAGAGCCUGCGGUGGAAAAAAAAAAAAAGUGAUGCUUCGAGGCUGGCAGUACCUCUGCAGACCCACCAGAUGGCGACUGUGGGAAGGAUGCCGAGCAGGACGAGAGAGGAAGAACUCCGUCAGGAGGGGUCAGGGCUUCCUGUAUGGAGGACCCGUCCGGAACAAUGCGCAUGCGAGGAGGCCCGAACGGAGACAUCUCCUGGAGGCCAAUGAAUCACAGACCUUGAGAGCCUGCGGUGGAAAAAAAAAAAAAGUGAUGCUUCGAGGCUGGCAGUACCUCUGCAGACCCACCAGAUGGCGACUGUGGGAAGGAUGCCGAGCAGGACGAGAGAGGAAGAACUCCGUCAGGAGGGGUCAGGGCUUCCUGUAUGGACGACCCGUCCGGAACAAUGCGCAUGCGAGGAGAGCCUGCGGUGGAAAAAAAAAAAAAGUGAUGCUUCGAGGCUGGCAGUACCUCUGCAGACCCACCAGAUGGCGACUGUGGGAAGGAUGCCGAGCAGGACGAGAGAGGAAGAACUCCGUCAGGAGGGGUCAGGGCUUCCUGUAUGGACGACCCGUCCGGAACAAUGCGCAUGCGAGGAGGCCCGAACGGAGACAUCUCCUGGAGGCCAAUGAAUCACAGACCUUGACACCAGGAGCCUGCGGUGGAAAAAAAAAAAAAAGUGAUGCUUCGAGGCUGGCAGUACCUCUGCAGACCCACCAGAUGGCGACUGUGGGAAGGAUGCCGAGCAGGACGAGAGAGGAAGAACUCCAUCAGGAGGGGUCAGGGCUUCCUGUAUGGAGGAUCCGUCCGGAACAAUGCGCAUGCGAGGAGGUACUUCUCUGCUGCAAAGGGUUUUUGGGCCUCGGAUAUAAAAAAAAGAAAUCCGCGUUAGUAGCAGCCACCGGGUGCAUGCCCGAACGGAGACAUCUCCUGGAGGCCAAUGAAUCACAGACCUUGAGGCCAGGGAGACAGACUAAAUUACAUAGCCUGCGGUGGAAAAAAAAAAAAAAAGUGAUGCUUCGAGGCUGGCAGUACCUCUGCAGACCCACCAGAUGGCGACUGUGGGAAGGAUGCCGAGCAGGACGAGAGAGGAAGAACUCCGUCAGGAGGGGUCAGGGCUUCCUGUAUGGAGGAUCCGUCCGGAACAAUGCGCAUGCGAGGAGGCCCGAACGGAGACAUCUCCUGGGGGCCAAUGAAUCACAGACCUUGAGGACCUACUGUGGUGUUUGUCUUCACAAGAGCCUGCGGUGGAAAAAAAAAAAAAAAAGUGAUGCUUCGAGGCUGGCAGUACCUCUGCAGACCCACCAGAUGGCGACUGUGGGAAGGAUGCCGAGCAGGACAAGAGAGGAAAAACUCCGUCAGGAGGGGUCAGGGCUUCCUGUAUGGAGGACCCGUCCGGAACAAUGCGCAUGCGAGGAGGACCUACUGUGGUGUUUGUCUUCACUCGCGCCUGCGGUGGGAAAAAAAAAAAGCGAUGCUUCGAGUCUGGCAGUACCUCUGCAGACCCACCUGAUGGCGACUGUGGGAAGGAUGCCGAGCAGGACGAGAGAGGAAAAACUCCGUCAGGAGGGGUCAGGGCUUCCUGUAUGGAGGACCCGUCCAGAACAAUGCGCAUGCGAGGAGAGCCUGCGGUGGAAAAAAAAAAAAAAAAGUGAUGCUUCGAGGCUGGCAGUACCUCUGCAGACCCACCAGAUGGCGACUGUGGGAAGGAUGCCGAGCAGGACGAGAGAGGAAAAACUCCGUCAGGAGGGGUCAGGGCUUCCUGUAUGGACGACCCGUCCGAACAAUGCGCAUGCGAGGAG
Syngnathoides biaculeatus (alligator pipefish) is the source of this 2255-nucleotide messenger RNA. RefSeq lists its product as uncharacterized. The transcript is spliced from 14 exons. NCBI's taxonomy places the organism in Eukaryota, Metazoa, Chordata, Actinopteri, Syngnathiformes, Syngnathidae. The annotation marks the transcript as partial. The record is from RefSeq and is a predicted model, not a curated record.